Messenger RNA from Chelmon rostratus (copperband butterflyfish), 4410 nucleotides. Its product is annotated as major facilitator superfamily domain-containing protein 12-like. Gene Ontology annotation, biological process: carbohydrate transport. Lineage: Eukaryota; Metazoa; Chordata; Actinopteri; Chaetodontiformes; Chaetodontidae. The record is from RefSeq and is a predicted model, not a curated record. The coding region runs from base 667 to 2136 and encodes 489 amino acids. The transcript is spliced from 11 exons. Gene Ontology annotation, molecular function: symporter activity. Gene Ontology annotation, cellular component: membrane.
UGGCCAGAUGUGUUUUCUGUUUGUGGCCAGUUAGCAAAAGGUUCAUGAAGGAGCUACUCGGUGUUUUCCGGACUUCACAUUAGACGCUGCUACCGCUGUGCGAAAUGUACGAGAAUGUGCACUCAAGAGGUUUCUGUCUAAUUUUGAGCUCACUUUUAAAGCGAUUCGACCGCGUAUUUAAAUUACUCCCGACAGAGAGCUAAGAUACAACAUCUGCCUUUUCCCUUACGACGCGUGCUGUUAUUAGCUCGUUAAAUAUGAUGUAAGCUGCGAAAUGCGACGAGAGGAGAAGCACUUUGUUCCGUUUCGGUUUUCAUUCCUCUGAUGCUCCUGCUGGCUUUGACUUAGCUCUCCAUUGUCACCUGAUUACAAGAGGAAAUCGACAUCAAGGGGAAAUCUAUUUGGUGUAUCUCCGCCAGGGGUAACAUAUAACUUUAUGAACGCACAAACAUGUGAUAGGGUAUAAAAAGUGUGUAUAAAGACCGUAACAUGUGAGAAAGGGAACCGAAAACAGGUCUGUCGGCAUUCAGCUGUGUUGAACUGCUCCCAGCGUCGGAAACCCGUCUGACUCCAGCUGAUGAGCUGAACUUAUUUAAGCUUCGUCACUGUCGGAUGAAGGCGCGUGAGGAGGUUGUCGUGUGAACGGGUUUGUGUGCGCGAGCCGUCAUGUCGGACACGCAGAGGUCUCUGCCGGCCCUCAGGGCGCUCAGCUACGCUGUGGGCCACUUUCUCAACGACCUGUGCGCCUCCAUGUGGUUCACUUACCUGCUGGUGUUCUACCACUCGGUGCUGGGCUUCCUCAACACGAACGCAGGUGUGCUGCUGCUUGUUGGCCAGGUAGCUGAUGCUAUCUCUACGCCUCUCAUUGGUUAUGAGUCUGACCGGACACCUGGAUGUGGAAACUACGGCAAGAGGAAGACAUGGCAUUUAGUUGGUACACUGAGUGUGCUGCUGUCCUUCGCCUUCAUCUUCAACCAGUGCCUGGGCUGCAGCGCUCUCACCCCUCAGUGGGCCAGUCUGACCUACUUCGUCCCGUUCAUCAUCGUCUUUCAGUUCGGCUGGGCCGCCACUCAGAUCUCCCACCUGUCUCUGAUUCCGGAGCUGGUCACCUGUGAGCACGCUAAAGUAGAGCUCACUGCGUACAGGUAUGCGUUCACAGUGAUAGCCAACAUCACAGUGUAUGCAGUGGCUUACCUGCUGUUCCACGUCCAGGCCGGACAGGACGACGACCCGCUGCUCAGUGAUGCCCUUGGACCAGCAGAUGUCCACAUCUUCAGGAACCUGGCGCUGAUUGUUCUGGGCAUUGGCGCCCUCUUCUCCCUCUUCUUCCACGUGGGAACGGUGGAGCGGAGGCCUGCCACGGGAGGCGAGGCUGGAGGAGAGGAGGGGAAGAGGAGGAUGGAGGAGGAAGAGGAGGAGGGAGAGCGGAGGCCCCUGCUUCCUCGCCCUCAGGCCCUCUCAUCUCUCCUGCAGUGGAAAUGUUGGCUGCAGCAGCCUUCUUUUUACCAGGUCGCCUUGCUCUACAUGUCCACCAGGCUAAUAGUCAAUCUGUCUCAGACCUACAUCUCAAUGUAUCUCAUCAACACUCUGGGUCUGCCCAAGAAGUUCAUCGCUACCAUCCCAUUAGUGAUGUACCUGAGUGGCUUCCUGUCCUCCUUCAUCAUGAAGCCCCUCAGUAAACUCAUUGGGAAAUGUCUCACCUACUUCGUGGGCCUGCUCCUGAUCCUGGCCUUCGCCUGCUGGGUGCUGCUGGACGAGAGCAUGGGUCAGCGGGUGUAUGGGGCCGCUGUGCUGCUGGGGGCGGGGUCAGCCACGAUCCUGGUCAUAUCGCUCGCCAUGACCGCCGAGCUCAUCGCAGAUCAGACGCAAAGUGGAGCGUUUGUGUAUGGAGCCAUGAGUUUCACUGAUAAGUUAGCUAACGGAGUGGCUGUGAUGAUCAUUCAGGCCCUGCAUCCAUGCCACACUGUGAUGUGCUGUCCAGCCUGUGUGUGGUUCUAUCAUAACGUCAUGGUCAUAGUAACGGGAGGCGUGGCGGUCGUCGCAACUUUGGCACUGUGCUCCAUCCUCAUCUGGCCAAUCAGGAUCAGACCACGUGGUCUGCCAGCCAUGUCUGAGGAUGAACCCAGAGUCAACUAACGGCCCCUGUCCCUCCCCCUGUCUCUGCACCUGUCUCAGCGGGACAGAAGAGCUUUCACUUCUGUUUCUUUUGAAGAUUCAUCUUUAGUUUUUCAGGGAGGAGCAGUCGGGGAUUUCCUGACCGGCUGCUCACUGGAGCACUUAAUGCAGCCCUUCUGCUAAAGGUACAGGAGUUACCAGGGAAACCAAAGGAACUGAGAAGGGAGAUUUUUUUUUUAACUUUAUGCUUAACUGACAGUUGCAGCCAUUUUCAACCUUGAUCUUGUUAUCCCAUCAUUUUCCAAAAAAACAAAAAACAAAAAAAGACUCAGUACGGGUUUAAACUGGAGCUGAAACGAUAGCUCAGUUCACUUUGAGCUUUGGAAUUAAUCGACAGCUUUUUCUUUUCAACACUUUAAUUUAUUCAUUUUUAUCAGUUUAGCAAUAUGAUAUUAACAGUAGAAACAGCAGCAAUGACGAGGACAAGACAAAGACAACAAACAUGAUGGGACAGUUGCAGUCUUCCCAUGUUGAGAGCAACAUGAAGCCAGAGUGUACAGCAAAGACACAAGAAUCAGGGCAAAAAUAAUGAACUAAAAUAUAACUAAAACCUUAUUAAGACCAUCAUUUAAUAAAAGGAAAAGCACUCAAAAUAAUAAAAAGGGCAGAAUAUGUUAGUGCUGAGUAGACUUUAGCUGUCUAGAUGCUGGAAAGGGUCGACUACACAUCAUUAAUGAAGGGAGCGCUAUUAUUUUUUUGGAAGUGAUCCAUUUAAAAUGAAUUUCAGUUUCUGAAUUUGAAGACAAUCAGCAACUAUUUUAUCAUCUUUAAAAUGUCGUGCAUUUUUCUUUCUAGAAGCCUGAUUUUAUUUCCAUAGAAACCAACCGACACACAGGGCUACAAGACAGCAGCGCUCUGCAUUAAAAGAAUCAGAGAUCUUUGAUCGUUUGUGUUCCUGACGUGCAGCAGAGUCGUGACCUGUGAGCAUCAACAGGCUUGUUUGUUCUGAUUGAUUUUCUGUGGGGAGCUGCACAGUGUGGUGAAGCAGUUAAAGGAAUGUCGAUUAUACAGAACUUUGGAAAAUGAUGAGAAGACAGGCUCCAGGUCUUCAGUGAAACUUUAUGUCAUUGCAUGUCUGCUGUAUACAGAGUGUGAGAGGAAAGACAGGAAGCACACUGACAGGUAGAGUUACCUCACAUGAUCGAAGCAACGGCCCGCCUCGUGUGGGUCGCUCCAAAAAGGGAACUGUUCUCCUGCUGCUUCGCUGACACACAACAGAGCCAAGAAAGGAUGAUGAAGGGAAGCAGGUGCAGUGUGAGGUUCAAGUGAUUCAGCAACACCAAAGAAGAAGCACGGCCCAUAUUUCAAAUCCAGCUGAUGUCCUGACAGCGCCUGGCAACAUGAGCUCGUUAGUUACGCUGAUGUGACAGACUUUCAAAGUGGAAUGCUUCGUGAAAGGCUCGCUCCACUACAUUUAGUUCCAGAGAAUGACCCAUUAACAAACCACUACAUCUACAGUCGCACAGACUGAAAACUGACCUGAAGUCUGUGCAGGAAAGAAAGGAGAACCGAGGCCUUGCUGCCACACACAGACGGCACUUAAAGCACUCGUAGCAAACGAGAGGCUAUGAGAACUUACCUCAAACGUUACUGCAGGAGAAACCUGGAGACGAGCUCGCUGGGCUCUCCUCAGUUGACAUCAUGCACUCGCUAUUCUGGCUAAGAGCUUUGCAGUGUUUCACCCUCUGCUGAGGCUCAUUUAAAAGACACAGUGGACAUAAGGGAUACUGGGGUAACUAAUGUUUGUGCCUCAUCGUUGUGGAUCAUUUAGAUAAAGCACUCUUAUUUGGGUUUUGUCCCUCUUGGAACAACAACUCAUUCUUAUGAGAUAUUUGUGUUGUAAUCAUUUUUCACCUCUUUAUAAUCAGACCAAAUGGAAAAUAAGAAUAUUUUUUUAUGAUCUAAAGAAACUUGAAUUGCAGUAUCGUAUUUGAUAGAAAAGAACUUUAAAGGGAUCAGUGCUCUAAUGUGUGUACACUUACAAUGUGUGAAUACUAAAAUAAGGGAACCGUGGUGGUGAAUCAUCAGAGCAGGUACUGAUGUUUGGCAGGAGCUGUGUUCAUGUUUCACCAAUGCUCUGCACAUCUCUCUGUGACCUCUGUGAUGAGCUCUCAUUUCAACCAUGACUUUAUGUUUUUACUUCAUUUUUAUAUCUUUGUCACACCGGUGACUUCUAUGAUUCUGUGUGUGUUGGUGUUGUUUCAUAAAGAGACACUCAUUAAAGAAGUCUCCCGA